Pseudogymnoascus verrucosus is the source of this 854-nucleotide messenger RNA. RefSeq lists its product as uncharacterized. The record is from RefSeq and is a predicted model, not a curated record. Gene Ontology annotation, molecular function: acyltransferase activity, transferring groups other than amino-acyl groups. The coding region runs from base 60 to 680 and encodes 206 amino acids. The transcript has a single exon. NCBI's taxonomy places the organism in Eukaryota, Fungi, Ascomycota, Leotiomycetes, Thelebolales, Thelebolaceae.
CAAUACUUCAGAAACAGCCAUCUUCCCAUUUCCCUAUCCUAUCAAAUGAAACCUCCGUAAUGGCUUCCCAAAACUCGAAACUCUUCACCAACCACUGGACCGCCACCCUCCCCUCCCAACCCCACAUCAUCCUCCGCCACGCUACCCCUUCUUCCAUCUCCACCCGCCUGGCUAUCAUCCGCAACCCCUUAAACCGAACUCACAUCACAUCCCAGCCCACUCUCUGGGAUGAUUCCGCUGCCGCUACCUGGACUACUGCCCAACAAGCGCGGUUCGACAAAUCGACUAGAGACUUUGACAACCUGGAUGUGCUAGUAGAAGUUGAUGGGGUGGUGGUGGGAGUGAGUGCUAUAGCGACGAUAGAGGGAGAUUUGAAGGAUGGCGAGAGACUACUGAAUGUAGGCGUUAUGCUUGAGGAGGUGGUGAGGGGAAAGGGGGUGGGGAAGGCGGUAACGGGGUGUUUGGUGGAGAUUGCGUUGAUGAUGGGCGGCAGAGUAGGUGUUAGGACUAUGAAGGCCAAUGUAGGGAUGAGGGGUGUGAUGAGGGGGCUGGGGGUGGAGGAGAGGGUGGAGGAUGUCAUGAUGGAAGGGAGGGGAUUGGUGGCGGAGAUUAUGUAUAUGGUUGAGAAGGAGAAGUGGGAGGAGCUUGAUAUUUGCUUGGAGUUUGGAGAGGAAGUGUAAUGGAGCUAUGUGAGUAAAGGGGAAGGAACGACCAUUACUCCUUUCCUGUGGGGUUGUGUAGCAAAAGUAGGAAACAACGACCAUCGCUCCUGCUAUCUUUGGGUGUGAGAUAGUGAGAAGAGGAAGGUCGCCCUUUCCCUGUGGGGCUUUGAGAUAAUAGCAGGAAGGUUCGAG